Molecule: messenger RNA, 435 nt
Organism: Penicillium hordei
Lineage: Eukaryota; Fungi; Ascomycota; Eurotiomycetes; Eurotiales; Aspergillaceae
Exons: 2
Coding region: 1-435 (144 amino acids)
Source: RefSeq, a predicted model, not a curated record
AUGUCUCGUUCUCUAUCCCCUCCCUUUCCUAUAGUUGAAGAUGAUCUAGAUGACGUAGUACUAGCUCUAGCUAAUCUACCUCUCGAUCUAUCAAACCCGUUAAUUCUGGAAUACCGAGUUCUAGAAACAGAGCCUCUUCCUGAUCCCGAUACCUUCGAUUAUCCUCUUCUCGAUGACGAUGUUGAAAUAGCGGGUAGUCUUGGUGUCCUUGAACGAUAUCUCUCGAUUAAUGUCUACUAUGGUAAGAACGACGAUAGCGAGAAUGACAAUAGUGUUAUUUACCUUUCUCAAUUCGACUACGUCGAUAAGAUCCUUGCUCGCUUUGGACUCGAGAACUGUAAGCUAGUGGCGAUACCGAUGGACGAGAAACAACCCUUGAUUGAACGUCUUACGUUAGAAGGCACUGCUUUAAAAGCAGAGAUUAAAGAAUUCUAA